Prinia subflava (tawny-flanked prinia) is the source of this 10155-nucleotide messenger RNA. It is a transcript of the gene NAALADL2, whose product is annotated as N-acetylated alpha-linked acidic dipeptidase like 2. The transcript is spliced from 15 exons. Lineage: Eukaryota; Metazoa; Chordata; Aves; Passeriformes; Cisticolidae. The record is from RefSeq and is a predicted model, not a curated record. Bases 282 to 2618 code for a protein of 778 amino acids.
CGGCGCAGUCAGGAGGUCAGAACUCGCACAGCAACCCAGUCCCCUGGCUGGAACAGCCCGGCUGCUCUCAGGGGAGUUUAUAAUUUUGUGGGAAUGGGAGAAAAUGAGCCCAGUGCAGGCCAGCCAGGCUCCUGGUUACAAAUCACCUGACAGAAAGAUCAUGAAGAAGUAGUUGUGGGACAUGUGCUCGGCCGUCACUCCGGUUAUUCCACAGCUACUUCCCAGCGAGCAAGUUGAGAAAUAGGAACUGCCUUCCACUGGAAGCUCCUUGGGAUAAAAAGAUGGCCUAUCACAAGGUGAACGCAGAGCAGAGAGCACAGGGGCACUCUCCAUACCUGGACAGUGAUGAGCUCCAGGCCACAGCGCUGGAGCUGGAGUGGGACAUGGAAAAAGAGCUGGAGGAGCCUGGCUUCGACCACUUCCGACUGGACAGUGCAGCCCAGCCCCACCUGGGCAACUCCCAGAGCCCCGACCUCGACCUGGAGCCCAUCCAGCCCUCCUCUUCUCCAAAGGGAAGAUUCCAGAGGCUCCAGGAAGACCCCGACUACAUCUCCCACUACACCAGACAGGCGCCAAAGAGCAACCGCUGCAGCGUUUUUCGGAUACUGAAAGUCUUUUGCACUGCUUUGAUUUUAUUUAUUUUUGGGAUUGUGAUAGGAUAUUAUGCACGCAAGAAAUGCCCUUCUCCCCCUGCAUCUCAAGAACCAAAUAAUCCUCAUAUCUACCAUGAAAUUCUCAAGGAAAUCAAAGCUGAAAAUAUUCAACGAAUUUACAGAGAGUUGCUGGAGUUCCCCAGAGAGGACGAUGCAGACACUGCAGUGCGGAUCCUGGGCCAGUGGCGCUCCCAAGGCCUGGAAGAUGUCCGGCUGGUGAAUUACUCCGUUCUGCUUGACCUGCCAGGCCCUUCCCCAAACACAGUAACUCUGCAGAACAGCAGGGAAUGCUUUUAUCCAAGUGGACAGCAGUGCAGCAGAGACCCCAGAACAGCUCACAGCCAAGACCUCCUGUACUCGUACGCGGCUUAUUCCGCCAAAGGAACCCUCGAGGCAGAGCUGGUUGAUGUCCAGUAUGGGACCAUGGAAGACCUGAUCCGGGUUCAAACCAUCACAAACGUGACCAAAAAAAUUGCACUUUUGAAGCUGGGACAAUCACCUUUGCUGUAUAAGCUUUCUCUGCUGGAAGAUGCAGGGUUUGGUGGUGCUCUCCUGUACACUGAUCCCUGUGAUUUGCCAAAGGCUGCAGACCUUGCUGAGAAAGCUUUCAUGGUCUCCUUGAACAGCGGGGGAGAUCCCUCCACGCCUGGUUAUGCCAGUAUUGAUGGAAGCUACAGGCAGAAUCGACCGAACCUCACAACGCUGUUGGUACAACCAAUUUCUGCAGUGCUUGCCAGGAAACUUGCUUCCCUACCUGAGGACACUGCCCAAAAAGACAGGGGGUGUACACCCCUGCAGCUGCCAGCUGCAGGCAAAAAAAUAAUCAGUCUGAACAUUCAGUCUGUCACAACUUACAAGACAAUUUCUAAUGUCAUUGGUUAUCUGAAAGGAGCUGUAUUUCCUGACAGAUACAUCAUCGUUGGUAGCCACCACAGCAGCCUGAGGGGUUUUGGUGGGCAGGGCUGGGCCAGCAGCUCUGCUGUCCUCACAGCCCUGCUCCAGGCCCUGAUGCCAAAGGUGAAGAGGGGCUGGAGACCUGACAGGACCCUGCUCUUCUGCUCCUGGGGAGGAACAGCCUGGGGCAACCUGGGCUCCUACGAGUGGGCUGAGGAUCUCAGGAGUGUUCUUCACAGGAAUGCUGUGGCCUAUGUUAGCCUCCACAACCCAGUCACAGGCAACUCAACUUUACACCCUGUUGCAUCCCCUUCUCUUCAGCAGCUGGCAGCAGAGAGCCAGAGUUUCAACUGUGUGGAAAAGGUUAGAUGUCCAGGAUCCAAUGUGAGCUCUGUGCAGAUGCAGGGGGAUUCAGAUUAUUUCAUCAACCACCUCGGAGUACCUGCCACGCAGUUUUCCUAUGAGGACAUCAAAACAUCAGAGAACUCCAGCUUUCUCUCUGAAGCUCUUUUUCCUGUACAUGCAACCAAAACUGAGGAGCUGGAUCCCUCCUUCAGCCUGCAUGAGACCAUUGCAAAGCUGACAGGACAAGUGACUUUGCAAAUUGCCACUGAUCCAGUUUUGCCAUUUAAUGCCCUUGACAUCGCCCUGGAAGUCCAGAACAGCCUGAAAGGUGAUGGAGCAGGCGUCCCUCAGCUGCUGGCGGCGGCGGCGCGCCUGCGGGACACGGCGGAGCUCUUCCAGUCGGACGAGAUGCGCCCGGCCAACGACCCCGGGGAGCGAGCUCCUGUCAGAGUCAGGAUGCUCAAUGAUGUGCUGCAAGGCCUGGAGAAAAGCUUCCUGCUUCACCAAGCUCCUCCAGGGCUUUACAGAAAUAUUCUUUACAGACUGGAUGACAGGAGCAGCCAGUUUUCAGUACUGCUGGAGGCACUGGAGCACUGCAAACUGCAUCAGUCAAAUGAGACCGUUCAAGCAGCCUUGUCGGAGGUGCUGAACAGCAUCAAUUCAGCUCAGGUUUACUUCAAAGCAGGACUUGAUGUGUUUGAGACUACCUUAGCUGGAAAGAAAUGAGAGGAUUCUCUGCAUUCUAAGACAUUUGUUUACAACUCACUAAACAAAAGUUGGACUUGGACCAGAAUUGCUCUGAGGAUCAAACCUCGCUCAGCCUUCCCUUCAGCUGGCGCUUAAAGGUACUGCAACACGUGGGUUAAGAAAUGUAAAACAGUAUUUUGCACUCUUCACAAUGUAUCUCAGAUGUCUGUUCCUGAAUGUAUGAAACCUAAAGAGAGGGAAUAACACUUCAGAGAUGAUUUUUGGAAGGACAUCUGCUGUAUUUUUGUAUGUAAAAUAUGUUUUUAUGACUGAGAGCUCCAUCUUGCGAAGUACCGAGCCCUGGUUCUGAGACAGCCCAGAUGUGCACCCAGGGGAGAUUUCCUCUGUCAGAAAAAUCUGACUCACAUUUCUUAAUGUUUUCAGCAAGCUCAUGUUCUUCCUUACUCCGUUCAGAGUAAGAAGGAUGUGGUGUUUCCAUGGGUAUCCAGCACCAGAGUGGAGAUGCACAGAACACCUUUACGGGUGCAAUCCACCACCUUUACUCCUGUGGAACAAUAAAUACCUCAGUUCUGAGAAUACAGAUAAACUUUGAUUCUUCCAUUUCUGUAUGAAAAUAAAGAGCUGUUUUCUCUAAUUUUUCUUGGAGAAGAAAUUUUUGUGAUUAUUUCAGAUUAUUUGAAAAGUGUAAACCGGUAAUUACACUCGCACAAAAAUGCUUUGGAUGUUUAUGCUGAAUGAAAGAACUGCCUGGUCUUUAUGAGGCUGCAGGCCUUACAAAUUUUCACCAGACAUUCCCAAAACAUCCCAGUUCAAGGUCUCUAGAUCUCCAGAGAGCUGUAAAUGGAAGCAAGACCUCCAGGUCUCCUGGGAAAGGUUUUGGGAUUCCAUCACUCUUUGCCACGCCACCCGCUGUUCCAGGCUGGGUCAUUCCAUCAGGCCUGGCAUGUAGGACCUGGAUGGUUGUCAAAAAAGCACAAGGAAAACACAUUCAUUCCCUGCUGUAGAACCAGGAAUUCAAGUGUGGAGGCACAAGCUGGUGAAGCAUAUUGCAGAGCUAAAAUGGAAAUCUGUUUUUCCAUUGGUAGAAGGCUCUAAUCACCAUUGCCUCUUGGCCAAAGUUAUCUGUGAGUGAAAGGAUCAGAGGCUCAGUGUCCUCUGAGGGGGUGCUAUACACAUUUCAGAACUGCAGGUCUUAAUAAUAUAAAGAGUUGAAAUUGUUAAUCCCUAUUUUGGGUUUUGCAAUCUCUAAUGACUCUAGGUUUGGUGCCUAAAUAAUUAAUUUUAUAUAGCUACCUUAGAAUUUAAAUAUAAUUUAUUUCAUGGAAAUGUUAAAUGUAUUGUUACUCAGUUUGCCGUGUAAACAUUACAGCAACAUUUCAGGUUGCAAUAAAAAUGAAAAAAAUGUAUUUAUUAGUGUUUAAAAAUAGCCUUCAGGAAAAUUUCUGAGUGCACGACUUGGUGAAAAACUUUUUCAAGUUCACGCACCAGUUCUGUUUAGUGCAGAGAGAGUUUGACUUCUGGAGAAUAACAUUGUUUGUGAUGUAGGUUCACCCCCUUGUUCAUGUCGUUUUUAUUAUUGAAAGAUUUAAGUGGUUGGAAUAUCCACAUUUGAAUUGUGUGUUUAUUCUGAGGACUUGGGGAUGUACUUGUAUUGUGUUUGUGACAGGGACCACUCUUCUAACAGUUCAUUAAGUGGCACAAUUUCUUUAGAGUGCUGCCUCACUGUGGAGCUUUCGGUGGCAUUAAAUGAUAAAUGGUCAGGUGCCAUUAGGAGAACAAAAAGAGAUUAACACCUUCAUUAACUCCACCAGGUGAAUUUAAUAACUCACCCUUAGAAUGUUCCACCAAACCCACCUCUAAUGCAACCAGAGUGUACUCAGCAAAAUCAGUGAAAUCUGGUGGGAGCAGCAUCCCUCAUGGAUGAUUUCUCAACCCUGUAAUUCCAAAAUAAAAUAUUUAUCUUGUUUUCUCACUGAUGUCCUGUAACCACUUCUAAAAUAGCAGACUCCAAAGUACUCCAUUAGAAAAGCACUGCUGUUGUAAAUGUCUGUCCAUUUUAGAGACAAUCAGAUGUUCUUGUUGGUGAGAUGAAUCAGAUGAUUGUAGGCUUUUAUUUCAAUGUUCAGAUCUUACACAUAUAAGUGAGUGCUCAGUGAUAAUAUUUGUACCAUUAUAGCUUGGAAAAAAAUACACUUUUGAGCCAUAUCCUUCCAUUGAUUUUUAAAUCCUACCUAUUGACUUCAAGGAAUUUAUAGCAAGGUCCUAAGCACCCAGUGUGCUUCUAACACAGAGUUUUUGCCCAACCAGCUGUGGAACAUCACCUAAAGGAAGGUGUUAGUAAAUCAUAGCAGAUUUGACUUCAUUCCUGUGUUGUACUGGAACAGAGUGCCCUUAAAGGCAGAAGUAUGUUUGCAAAUUGCCUGAAUGAUACUAAAAAUGUGUUGGCUUUUCAGAAGCAUCAAUUGCCAGAGACAGUAUAACAAAUGCAUUGAUUGCUCCUUAAUCUAGAGUCAUGCUCACAGUGACCAGAAAAUCCCUGCAGCCUGCAAUGUUUGUGUGUUGAGACAGUUGAUAAUAAAAAGCCAAUAAGGUUUUAUUAGUAUGUAUUUUAAAGAGUCCAUAAAAAAGCUAAAGUACAAUCAAGUCAGAUGAAUAGAAAGUACAUGGGAGCUGGAUUUUGAGUACUAGCCUUAAAAAAGGCAGUGAAUUGUUUUUAUCAUCCAGGAGAAAUGGUACCUUUGCAAAUAUGCAAACACCCAAAUGCCUUAUGUCUUCAAAAGGCUGUGCAAACUUUAAUUUACUUGCAGUGAUAUGAUACAUCUACAUAAACACAGAUGUAAAUAAUUACAUGAGAAAAUUAGCAAACACUUUGCAGUGCCUCACCUUUUGGAAAGUAUUUCAGCCUAGAGAUGUAAAAAGAGGCACUGCAGCUGACCUCAGUUCUUGCAAGAGUGGGUGGGGAAAGGUUAAAUCUCAGAUAUUACAGAAAGAACCAGUGGAGGUCACCUAUUCCAGCCUCCCUGCUCAAGCAGGGUCAGCUGCAAACAGCCUCGCAGGAGGGGCUGUGUUCAGAUUAUUGGUGAAUACCUCCAGGGAUGGGGAUUCCUCAGCCUCUCUGGGCAAUCUGUGCCAGCAUGGUCACCCUCACAGGAAAAGUGUUUCAUUCCUUGUGGAAACAGCUCCUCCAAAUUUCUCCCUCUGUUUCUGGGUUGUUAAAUUAUUGUAAUUAGUUUAAUGGCAAACAUUCAAAAGGUAACCAUGAUUUCAUUUAUUGAAAACUCUUGGACACCAUCUCUAGGAUCUCACAGGUAUAAUAUGUUGGAAAGUUUGCAUGAGGAGAUUUGUCCUUCAAGCCAUAAAGUUUUUUUUUUUAAGUCAUAGAAACUAAUGUCCUUAUCUUUUGAGGUCUUUUGUGCAAUCCCUGAUCCCCAGUCACAGGAUUUCUCUAUACUUUAGGAGGCAGAUGGAGAGCAAAAGAUGCAUUACCAAAUGCAGGGAGGGAAAUCACCCAUCAGCACAUGUGUGGCCAUAAAUGCAUCUGCUUUACCCAAACUUUGGGGGCUCAUGUGUUGAGUGGAAAGGAAGGUGAGAGGAUUGCAUGGCUCGUUGUGCCUUCAAAAGCUGUUAGAUGCCAUAAAAAUGUCUGGUCUGUGUUCUCCAAGGAGCAGUCCAGAUUUCCCUGGCAGGCCCUGUGCUAGGAGCUGUGUCUGUGUCACUCAGGGGUGGACACCUCUGUGUCCCUGUCUCGGCAAACUAAUUCAGUUUGGGAGAUGUUCUUUCCUUUUGCCACAUUUUAGCCAGUCCCAGAAAAGACACUGAUAGGAAACAAAUCCUGUUUCAAGAUUUCUGGGACCUGAGUUUGGGAAACAGCCUUGUACAGCACUGUGAAUGUUCAGAACAAAGUAAGGUGGUGUCUUUUGGAGCUCUGAAUCUAUGAAAUUUGAGAUAGGGUCUCCAGCAGCAUAAGUAAAUGUCUCAAAUAUGGAAUACAGAUAUAUUUGUGGUCUAUUACAUGUUGUAAUAGUGAUAAAAAUUACUUGGAUACCAAUGCAGUGAUAGUUUGGGGUGGCUUUAACCAUCUGGCUGGUUUUUCCCUUCUAACACCAUCUUCUCUAAUCCAUUCACCUUCUCUCACAUCUUUUUGCAAUGUGAUGAUUUUUCCCAUCCCUCACCACCUUUUUCUCAGCCAUUCCCUCUGGUUUUCUGUCUCCAUUUUACUUCCUUAUCGCUUCUUAAGCUCCCCUUUAAUUUGCCAACCACCAGGUUAAUCCCCCUCUUUUCCCUCUCUGAUCUCAGUCAUGUCUUUUGUUCCCCAUUCAGUUCUCAGCUCACCUCCCUCCAGUUUAAAUUAUUGUUCCUGGUAUAGCUGACCAUAAUAAAGAGCUCAAAGUGGUGGAAAAGUCCUGCUCAGAUCCAAAUGGAUAAAGUGUAAGGAGACAUCAUCUGUUAAAUUCAAAGUAUUCACUUCUGAGUGCAUGCAAGCAGCAGGUUUUCAGUCAUAGCUAGACUGAAUGGAAACAGAUUUUUUUCCUAAAUUCUUUCUCUCUAAUGUCUGGACCAGGAAAUUCCCUCAAAAGUAGCAGUGUAGAAAGGUGAUAAUCUUGAAUGUUCUGAAAUAAACUUCUGAAGUUUAUUUGAAUCCAAUUCUGAGGUUGGAUGAACAAGAAAUUAUAGACAAAGAAUCAGAAUUGGUACUACCAAAUACAACAGGCAGUAUCUAAGCAUGGAAUUUCUCUUUCCUUGCAGGACCCAUCCAGCAUUCUCUACAUGUUGGCCACAUGCCAAACUCAUGUGUGUGAUUAUGCUGUCGUGCAGUGUUUUACAUUAUUAGGGGUGACAGGGACUAAAGCCACGUGCACAAACUUGUACUUGAACAUGCACAUUUGAGCCUAGCAAGUGCCUAAGAAUAAUGAAUGCUCCUCCAGGAAGCAAAGGCUUUAAAAAUAUCUAAAUUAGACUGCAUGUUGACUAAAGCUGUGGUGCUGUUAAGCCUUUGGUUUUUUUCCUAAUUAUAAUCCCUCUGCUGCUGGUUAUUUCUACUAUUGCUCAUACACACUUGUCAUAACUGGAGAGAAUGUACACCUGCAUGGAUUUGCAAAAAAGAAAAUGUUGCUCCUCAGUCUUACUGACCUUCCUGGACUGUUUUUUUUCAACAGGGUUGACUGUACCAUAAUUACUUACCAGGGUACUAUUGCACAGAAGCAAGGUCAGCAGAUUUGGCCACUAUUCAUGGAAUUUCCCAAAAGAUCUGGUAGCAGAAGAUCAAUUAUUUCUGUUUAGUCUAUUUUCUUUCAUCUCUCAACAUAGAUUAUUACAAGCAAGAAUUUUUUUUUUUUUAUAGGUGGAGUCUCUUAAGUAAGUCAAUGUUAAGUAAGCCCAGAGGGCAGAAUAUGAAUGUGUAUGUACAAGUGAUAUAAUCUAGAAUUAACUUUAUACCUAUUACAAAUGUUGGAUUAAUGCAGACAUACUUCACAGGUUGGAAUUAAUACAAGGGCUUAAUUUAAGAAAUUAAAUCAGAAUACAGGUGUGGAACAGCAGUUUUGCUGUGUAAAUGUAGUGUAUGCUUCCUCAUCUGCCUAAUCCAUUCAGUUAAAAAAAUAGGGUUUUAUUUAAGAUGCUUCUCUCUGAUUUAUGUUCCAGCAAGCCUUGGAAAAUGAAGUCUUGGUCUUUCUUUUUCUUUUAAAUGUGUGCUGCCUUUAAUGUUUAUGGAAUGAUUCUCAAGUGUUCAGACAGUGUAACACCACCUUGUCUGAUCACUCUUAUAUUAUUUGAUGGGAUUGAGUGGAAUUUCAAAGCAUGGUCUUUGGCAGAAGGUCCUUUACUGACUGUUUCCAUAUAUGAUAUUAUGUAUUGGAGUGGCUGCCUUUCCCAUGCAGUGCUGUAGAUGUGCAGUGGGAUGCUUUGAGGCAUUAAUUUACGAGAAUUUUUAUUUUUUCAGUCAUUUUGCAGAGACCUGUUAAUUUUCUCCUGUUUGAGGCUGUGCUCCCCUGCCCAUGCUGCUGACAGAGCAGUGCAGAACCAAGUUCUGUUAGCACAGGUACAUGGCAUAUUGAGGUUUGUCUGAGUGCAUUUCCAGUUUUUAAUUAGUGUCCCUGGUAGCCCCACUUUGCUUUUGUGCAGCACAGUCCUGAUAGCAGUGUGAGUGACCCCAAGGAGAGGUGGAUGGUGACUUUUUGGUGAACUUGCUGCAGAAACUGCUGAUGCCCCUAUCCUUAACAAAAGUAAAUAAAAUACUUGACAAGGACUUCCCAAACAUUUGGUGUUUUCAGCCUGUACACUGAGGAUUCUGAAAUAGUUUUGGAUACAGCUUGGUUCUUUUUUCAUGCAGUCUCAUUUCAUGUUCUCAGCAGCUGAAACACCUUGUAGUGUAUGAAUCCACUAGAGGGGAAAUAAGGAGAUCCUUCAUAUUUUGUACUUAGAGCAAAUAAGAUGAACACAAAUUCCCUGUGUUUUCCAUUUGCAGUUUGCAUGAGUUAAUAUGCAACAUGCUCUUAUCACACAUACUGUGAUUUGCUUUUCUGAGACAAAUAGAAGAUGAAUGUGAUUCCCUAUCCAGAGGAACUAUAUCCAAUUUAGGGAAUGUUUCACAUCCAAGCAUCUUAACUGCUCGCACACACUGUGAGCAAGCACAAGUCAAGGUACUUGAAACAGAUACUUUUGGGGUCUUAGCAAGGUGUGGAAAAUAAUAUUCUCCUGUGUUAGGGCAGAUUUUAGCCUUGCAUUCAUACCCAGGGGUGUGUUAAUAUCCUGUGUGUCCUCAUUGCUGUACCUGUGAGAUUAAAGCUCAGGGGCUGUUAUCAGUGCCCAUGCUGCUCUCAGUACAAACUGAGCAUUUUUUUAGGCAGUAGCACCUUGCAGAGUUUACCUGCUCAGAUGGAAUAUGUAAGCAUUUCUGCCUUUUGUAUGCAAAAGAGCACCUGUCAAGUUGUCUUACCUUUCUCAAGCCUUGACACAGAAUUUGAGAGGCCUGAGUGAUGACUCUGUCAUUCCAUCUACUCUACAUUUUCACGUCGUGAAAUCACGUUGCCAAAAAUGGUAGCUAGUCAAUGCAGAAUAUUAAGUAACUUUUUUUUUUUUUUUUUUUUUCCAUGAAAUAAUUUAAACUUGGUGCAGUGAUUUCUGGAAACCAAUAAAUACCAUGCUGUGUGGAAAUGUGCAAUGAAAGGUUGAUUUUUAUAACACUUUAUAGAAUGUUGAGUCUGAAUAAAACAGCUUAUUUGCAAAAUUAGUUUACUUUGUAUCAAUCUGUAUUUUUAUAGCACAGUGCAAUAAAAAAGAGAACGUUGGCCAUUAAUGUAAGUAGAUUCUGCAUACUUUGAUUAAGAAGCACAUUUUAUUUGCUUAUGUUCUGAAUAUGAUUUGGGGAGUUUGUGAGAGUGUUUGUACAGAAAUCACUGUGGGCUGGAAUUCAGUAAGAAGCAUUUUGUGAAAGCAGAGUGAGUUAGACAGUGUUUUUUCCAUGGUUAUAUUGUUGCCAGAAAUCAAACUGGAAUAUGUAGAUGUGUCUAAUGUACAUUGCACUGAAUGGCUUGGAAUUAUAUUCAUUUGCUUUUUU